CGCGCCGGCGCCUCCGACCACAGUGCUGACACGGGCGCUGCAUUGAAAGGACGCCUCUGUACAUAUAAUGAAAUGAACUGACUACCCCUUGCUGUGCUCAUACUGUGUUAUUAUUGUGCUAUAGUGAUAAUUGUGUUGUGGGAACUUUAUGAUGAUUUCAAGAGCGCUUUUUAUAGCGCUAUUUAGUGCGUAUGUGACAUCACUGGCUCCGUUGGUGGCACCUGGCGACGAUGACUGCGCGUUAUACCUGACCGGGCCGGGCAGAUCCUCCGCUUACGACUACAGCCUUAAUCUGCUGAAAGGAAACUUCGCAUACGACGGCCAACAUACAUGCAUUACUUACGAUGCCAUCAACCAAGCAUAUCUUGAUGCUAGAACGAGGAUAUUGGUGUCUCAACCCAAAGGUGACUGGCACGCCGAAGAUUUUGCGAGCGUGGGUGAACUUAUUCUUGACAUUUCUACCAACUUAGCUCGCACGUACGGUUUAACAUAUGAGGAGAUAGAGAAGGGUCUACCGCUGAUAGACACCUCACGUACCCUCAUCCGGGAGGUGUGCCCUCCGGUAUUCUCUCACGUGGAAUGUCGCGCCGGCAAGUACCGACGUCUAGAUGGACUUUGUAACAACCUGCAGCAUCCCACUUGGGGCGCUACCAUGGCUCCAUUCCAAAGAUUGAUCGGUCCUCUCUUUGCGGACGGCAUCAACGCGCCUCGCAUAUCGCACUCAGGCCGCGACUUACCGCUCUCCCGGGUGGUGUCUCGCACCAUGCACCCGGACGACGGGUUCCACGACCACGCCGGCACUGUUAUGGUCAUCGCCUGGGGGCAGUUCAUGGACCAUGACUAUACGCUCACGGGGACACCGCUUGACCCAAUAAACCGUAACGACCCAGAGGAGUGUUGCAAACGUCCACCGCACCUCAAACACCCGUAUUGUAAUGAAAUACGAAUUCCUGAUGACGACUACUUCUACCGCCUCUUCGGUGUUAAAUGUAUCGAUUUCGUAAGAGGCUUCCCUUCGCCAAGACCUGGAUGUAAACUUGGUUCAAGAACACCAUUCAAUACAUUAACUGGAGCUAUUGACGGCAAUACAGUCUAUGGAGUUACAGAGAAAUUUGCCAGAAAAUUAAGAACGGGUUACGGUGGCUUGUUACGUAUGAACCCAGUGUUCAAAGAAUACGGUCUUAAAGACUUACUUCCUUUGAAACUUGACAUUCCCGAUGAGGGUUGCACGAGGCCUAACAAGAAUAUGUACUGUUUUGAAGCUGGCGAAAUUCGAGUGAACGAACAACUAGUACUAACAGUUAUGCACACGCUAAUGGCGCGGGAACACAACCGAGUAGCCAAAGCUCUAGCUGAAGUGAACCCUCAUUGGGAUGAUGAGACCCUAUUCCAAGAGGCUCGAAGGAUCAAUAUCGCAGAAAUACAACACAUCACGUACAACGAGUUCCUGCCCAUAUUGUUGGGGAAAGACGUUAUGGAGAAGUUCGGCCUGGUACUAGAAAAAGAUGGUUAUUGGAAUGGCUAUGAUCCUGAAGUAAACCCAGAUGUUAUCGCCUCCUUCGCCGCAGCCGCUUAUCGCUUCGGGCAUUCCUUGCUGCCCACUGCUGUUGAGAGAUGGUCCAAAGCACACAAGUUUAUAGCUUCAAAACGUCUAUCGGACCUGAUCCGUAGGCCGUACGACUUAUACAGAGCGGGAGUGUUGGACGAAUACGUGAUGGGUCUGAUGAACCAAGUAGCGCAAGCUAUGGACGACUCUAUCACCCAAGAAGUCACCAACCACCUCUUCAAGAAAGUUGGAGCUCGAUUCGGAAUGGAUCUUGUAUCAUUCAACAUGCAAAGAGGCAGGGAGUUUGGUCUACCAGGGUACAUGGAGUUCAGAAAGUUCUGCGGCCUAUCCGACGCUCAUACUUUCUUGGAUCUCUAUGGCUCUAUGCCCAAUGAAACAUUGAGGAAGUACGAGUCGAUAUUUGAACAUCCGAUCGAUAUAGAUUUGUGGUCGGGAGGCGUAUCUGAGAGACCUUUACGUGGAUCGAUGUUGGGACCGACUUUCGCGUGCAUUAUUGCGACGCAGUUUUCGUAUUCCAGACGCGGAGAUAGAUUUUGGUUCGAACUUCCAAACCAGCCGUCGUCAUUCACACCAGAACAGUUGACAGAAAUAAGAAAAUCCCGACUCGCGCGUGUUAUUUGCGACAACACAGAUAUCAUCGACACAGUUCAACUCUAUCCUAUGGUUUUGCCUGACCAUGAACUAAACCCCCGUGUACCAUGCAGAAGUGGUAUAAUACCGUCCAUGGACUUCUCGAAAUGGGCGGAACCGGUACCUUUCGGUCCUGCAAAGCAAUACGUGAGUAGUUUCUCCUACAACUCCUUCCACGGGAAGUAGCACAGAAAAGUAGUUUAGUAAUUUGUAAAUAUACGCACUGA
Molecule: messenger RNA, 2424 nt
Organism: Zerene cesonia (dogface butterfly)
Lineage: Eukaryota; Metazoa; Arthropoda; Insecta; Lepidoptera; Pieridae
Gene: cysu
Product: peroxidase
Exons: 14
Coding region: 149-2383 (744 amino acids)
Biological process (GO): response to oxidative stress
Molecular function (GO): heme binding; peroxidase activity
Source: RefSeq, a predicted model, not a curated record